Molecule: messenger RNA, 3810 nt
Organism: Myripristis murdjan (pinecone soldierfish)
Lineage: Eukaryota; Metazoa; Chordata; Actinopteri; Holocentriformes; Holocentridae
Gene: brf1a
Product: BRF1 general transcription factor IIIB subunit a
Exons: 19
Coding region: 326-2392 (688 amino acids)
Biological process (GO): DNA-templated transcription initiation; transcription by RNA polymerase III; transcription preinitiation complex assembly
Cellular component (GO): transcription preinitiation complex; transcription factor TFIIIB complex; nucleus
Molecular function (GO): TBP-class protein binding; RNA polymerase III type 3 promoter sequence-specific DNA binding; RNA polymerase III general transcription initiation factor activity
Source: RefSeq, a predicted model, not a curated record
CUGAGCCGCGUUGGUCUCGUCCGUCUCCCAGCAGCGAAACGCACAUGUUGGGUGUGUUGUGUUGUUGCAGCGGUAUAACGGCGUGUGUUAACGGGGGGAAAAAAACCACAGCGGGCCGGCCUCUACGCAGUUUGGCCUGUGGAGAUAAAAAACACAGAGGUAAAAUAAGUGAAACUAUCAAUGAGAAUCGGUUUGGAGGGCGGUGUUGUGGCGGAAAGCGGGUGAGGAGACUCUUGACACGCGUCCCGGCUGCCGGCAGCGUGGCUCCAGGCGGCGGGCGGUGGACUUUUAACACAGCAGGCUUUGCAGCAGGAGGUGCGACAUCAUGCCGGUGUGCAGGAACUGCGGCGGCUCGGACAUCGAUGUGGACCAGUCGCGAGGCAACGCCGUCUGCAUGGGCUGCGGCUCGGUGCUGGAGGACAACAUCAUCGUCUCCGAGGUGGAGUUUGUGGAGACGGGAGGCGGCGGCUCGUCGGCCGUGGGACAGUUUGUCUCCGACGACGCUGGAGGGAAACACCCCACCUUUGGAGACGGGAACUACACCGGCAUUGGGAAGGAGUCCCGGGCUCUGACGCUGCAGAAGGGGAAACAGCAGAUCAACACGCUCGGUCACCAGCUGAAGAUGAACCAGCACUGUCUGAACACGGCCUUCAACUUCUACAAGAUGGCUCUGAACAAACACCUGACGCGCGGCCGCAAGUCGUCGCACGUCAUCGCCGCCUGCCUCUACCUCGUCUGCCGCACCGAGGGAACGCCACACAUGCUGCUGGACCUCAGUGACAUUCUGCAGGUGAACGUCUACGUCCUGGGACGAACGUUCCUCGCCCUGGCCAGAGAGCUGUGCAUCAACGCCCCGGCUAUAGACCCCUGCCUGUAUAUCCCCCGUUUCGCCCAGCUGCUGGAGUUUGGGGAGAAGAACCACGACGUUUCCAUGACGGCGCUGAGGCUGGUGCAGAGGAUGAAGAGGGACUGGAUGCACACGGGACGAAGGCCGUCGGGGCUCUGCGGGGCAGCUCUGCUUGUUGCCGCUCGAAUGCACGAAUUUCGCCGCACCGUCAAAGAAAUUGUCAACGUGGUGAAAGUGUGUGAAACCACGCUAAGGAAAAGACUGACCGAGUUUAAAGACACGCCGGCCAGUGAGCUGACCAUCGAGGAGUUCAUGAAGGUGGAUCUGGACCAAGAGUGCGACCCGCCCUCCUUUAAAGCGGGAAAACUGAAGAAGAAAAUCCAUCAGCUGCAGAUGGAGCUGGAGAAAAAAAUGGAUGACGUUCAAGAUGAAAUUGAGAGCUACCAGGAUGAAAUCGACUCAGAGCUGGAGAGCUGCAGGCCCAAACUCAGAGGAGUGUACGCUGCCUAUGCCAAGGAAGAGGGCAAGCCCAACGACGACGACGCCUCCUCCAUGUUGUCUGACGCGGCCGACAGCGAGGAGCAGGAGGACGAGGACGAGGAGCUGCAGGCCGUGGCCAAGCACUUUGGCAGGGAGCUGGGGGAGCUCACUCUGGACGCUCUGAAGAAGCUGGAGCAGAGCCUGCCAGAGGAGGAAGAGGAGGAGCAGGAGGAAGAGGAGGGGAGGCGUAAAGGCCCGUCGCUGGAGUCCAUCCUGGGCCCGAUGCCGACGGCGACCAGCCUGGGCCUCUCCGAGUCCAUCAGCGACCGCAUCGGGGAGGAGAAGGAGAACGAUGGUGCUGCUGACAGCGGAGAGCUGGACCUGAGUGGGAUAGAUGACCAUGAGAUAGAGCAGUAUCUUCUGAAUGACAAUGAAGUGAAAAUCAAGACGGCGCUCUGGAUGGCACAGAACUCCGACUACUUGAAAGAGCAGAAAGAAAAGGAAGCCAAGAUAGCGAAGGAGAAGGAGCUCGGCAUCUACAAAGAAAAGAAGCCCAAAGGGCCCCCGAAGAAACGGGCCCCGAUCCGGGCGAGCACGGCCGACGAGGCCAUCGAGAAGAUGCUGGAGCAGAAGAGGAUUUCCACCAAGAUCAACUACGACGUCCUGAAGGACCUCAACGUCAAGCCCGGCGCCAGCCCGGCCCGCCAGGCCGAGUCCCAGAAGGGAGGCCCUGCCACGAAGCCGAGCGUCCGCAACUACAAAGCCACCCGCGCUCCGCUCAGCCUGGGAACGCCGCUGAGCACCCUGGGAAAAAGGUUGCAGCCGUUCAUCACAGGACAGCCCCACAAGAAGCUGGCAGUCGAGCAGAUUGCUCGUUCCAACCCCGUGCCGGUUCCCGCGGCGGCCCCCGCCAACGCCGUGGUGGUGGAGAGCGGACCCGUCAUCUACGACGACGGAGCGGGCGACGAGGAAGAGGAGGACGAAGAGGAGGCCUGUGUCAGCGCCAUGCAGCUCAUGGGCGGCAACGAUUACGGCUGUGACGGCGAUUACGACGAUGGAUUCUAGCACCAGCUUCUCCCCGGACUCUCGUCCCCGAAUGCUCUGGGGCCGUUUUGCAUCCCUAACCGUAUCAUAGUGAACGCUUCACACAGAGUGGCUGCUGCAGGGGAGCAGAGCUGCGGCACCACCGAGGAGGAAGGGAUGUGUUCAGACACGCAAAAAAUAAGGAUAAUAAUCAAACAAACAGGGAAGUGCUGAGACAUCCCAUUAGAAAUGAAUGGGAGUUGUAUAUGCAAUAUGAAAAGCUUAAAACCCUGAAAAAUCACAGCCCUUGUUCCAGCUGCUGUGGGAUGUGGAGGGCGCGGCGCCGGGACGCCGACAGAGACGGCAAAGUGGAAACUGAAUGGAGAACAAGUGUAUUUCUGUGGUGCCGGUCGUGAGGUUUCAAAAUAAAAGGUAGGAAAUCGGCACUUAUCCACCGGUCACUUGCUGCCGACUUUCAGCUGCGUGGUGAAUUCAUGGAUUCACAGCAGCUGCGACCCCAUUCAGGUGGAAAAAAAAAAAAAAAAGCUGCGUUCCUGCCUUGGUGUUGUUGAGGUUUUUAGGAAAACAUGAUGUAGCAAAAAGAGGAGCUGAACAAAUUCAAAAGGCUCGCGUGUUGACGUUGGACUCGAGCGCCGCGUGUGACUUCCUCAAGCGCGACCUAACGAGCAUCAGCAGUCAGGGCGUGUGAGAUCAGUCUCUUUGUCGUUAGUAUUCACCGAGUCCACUAAAAAUCCAGGAAUUAGUCUGCAUCGUGUGGUGGUUGUGAUGCAGGGUUUGCUCAGACGUGUGUUUGUUUCUGCCUUAGCCGAGCGGCGGCCGUGCAGCUCCUCUCUGCUGCAGGGAGGAGACCCUGAAAGCCAAAGUGCAGCGCUGAUGUUGCCUUCAAACUAUAUAAACAUGACAAUCCCGGCUUUUGUGCCAGCGUUCGCCAGGACGCUGUGUCCGACGGAAAAAUAUCGAGAUUUUGAUCUCCAGAGUACGACGGCUUGAUUUGGCUUUGUUUUCUUGUGAGUUGCAGUUUUACCUUUCUGUAGGAUUUUAUUUGUGUUGGACUCACCGUGCUUAAUUUAUUAGACGACGUUGUUUUCGUUUUGAAUUCUUCAGGGUGUCCCGUCCGAGGUCACAGAGGAAUUUAAAGCCAGGUUGUAAGUGAACAUUUUCUUAAAUCUCUUAAUGCAAUAUUUGCCAUUCCGAAUGAAUGAAAGCAGCAGAAGAUUGACGUUUGGGUAUAUAUAUAUAUUUUUUUUUUGUAAUUAAGCUUUUAGAGUUCUGUUGUUGAACUGAUAUUUGGGAGGUGAGAGAGAUUGUGGCCUUUUCACUGUGUCGACACGACAGUAUUUAAUGAGGCGCCGCCUCAGUGCUGCUGCUACAGUACGUGAUGUUACAUCUACACAACGCUGUGUGCAUUUGCUGCUACAGUAAAAAUCAGCUAAAACCGA